Hydra vulgaris (swiftwater hydra) is the source of this 1398-nucleotide messenger RNA. RefSeq lists its product as uncharacterized. Lineage: Eukaryota; Metazoa; Cnidaria; Hydrozoa; Anthoathecata; Hydridae. The record is from RefSeq and is a predicted model, not a curated record.
AUGGAUAGGGAGUUUUAUGAAAAGAAAAUAUAUGACCUACUGGAGGACUAUGUUACAUACGAGCGGCUAGCACACAACCCGAUGGCACGUAUCAUCAAUGAAGUGCAUGACAAUGUAGACCUCUUAAAAACACGACACAUAAUCAGUGAGUCAUUGGCUGACUAUCUCAAACCUCAUGAUAACUGUAGAACUCCGUUAUUUUAUGGCCUUCCAAAGGUACACAAGACUGACGUACCAUUAAGACCGAUUGUUUCAGGGUGUGGUGGCCCAACUGAUAAACUCGCCAAAUAUGCAUCCAAAUAUUUACAAAGUUUAGUGGAAACACUACCAGCCUAUCUUAGAGAUAGCACCCACCUCAUACAACUACUAAAACAGGAACAUAUGUCUACGGAGGAUUAUCUAAUGGUCACAGCAGAUGUCACCUCACUGUACACCAAUAUUCCUCAUGAAGAUGGCAUAGAGGCAGUGAGAUAUCAUCUCCAACAGAAUCCCAACCACAAGUUUCCAACUGACCUGCCACCCAUUCCACCUACGUCCUACUUCACCCUCAUAGUACGUACCAUCCUAGAAAAUAGCACCUUCCAGUUUGGAGAACAACACUUCCACCAGAGGUAUGGAACGGCCAUGGGUUCGAGGAUAGCGCCACCGUAUGCUAAUUUGUUUAUGGGAAUUCUGGACACUGAAAUUACAAACAACUUCCCAAACAAUAUAAAGUUCUAUAAAAGAUUCAUUGAUGAUCUCUUUUUUAUUUUCAAUGGGACGGCGGAAGAACUCGAGAGAAUUCAAAUUUUCAUGAAUGGGCUGCACAAUAGCAUAAAAUUUACCUUCAGAAGUUCGCCAUACACAAUUGACUUCCUAGAUCUCACAAUUUCAAAGGACUCGAGGGGAAUGCUAUGUACCAAACUAUACAGGAAGCCAACGGACACCAUGAGUCUGUUACACUUUGAGUCUAGCCAUCCAAGACAUCAAAAACUUGGUCUCAUUUAUGGGCAGACGUUAAGGUUCAAUAGGCUUACCACACGUAAUGAUGACUUGAAAAAGGAACUGGAAGUCCUAGCCAGAACGCUGGUGCUGAAAGGUUACCCGCUAUCGGUGAUUAACUUUCAAAUACAAAAAGCCUUAAGCCAUAGCCAAGAAGAGCUCGUAAGAAAGUCAAUACAGUCCAACGAAGAGGUUGACAGGGGGUUGACUCAGAGAAUACCGAUCGUCUUACCCAAUGACCCCAUAGGAAGAAGGUUACACAGUGUCAUAGCAAAACACUGGAACAUUGUGGAACACGAUCCGUUUCUCAAAAGGGUCUUUCCACAAAUGCCUCUUCAUGCUUAUACCAACCACAAGUCUCUGAAGGAUCGCUUGAUUAGCACCAGGUUCACAACAACUGACCAUAAUUUGUUAUAA